AGUUAUAACUGUAAUCAUCUUUUCAUUAGAUUCGGUUGAAACUGUUUCUUUAAAAGUAGUAGCUAUAGUUUCUUUUAUUCAGUUCACUUUUAAAGAUAUACUGUUUGCUUUUGAAAGGUCUAUUUAUGAUCAGUUUAAAAGUUUUACAGGCUUCUCCCAGGACGUAGUAUGUCCAGUCUGUCAAAGAACAGUUCCUGCAGACGAUGCAGAAGUUCAUCUUCUAAUGUGCCUUACUCGCCCCAGAGUUACUUACAAUGAGGAUGUUUUAUCUGAAGACAAAGGAGAAUGUGCUAUUUGUCUUGAAGAAAUGGUUGUUGGUGAUAUUAUUGCUCGUCUUGAAUGCUUCUGCAUUUAUCAUAAAACUUGUAUCGACAAAUGGUUUAAAAUUAAGAAUUGCUGCCCAGAACAUCCUGGAGAUGACUGA
Enterobius vermicularis (human pinworm) is the source of this 424-nucleotide messenger RNA. The record is from the annotation of a GenBank genome assembly. NCBI's taxonomy places the organism in Eukaryota, Metazoa, Nematoda, Chromadorea, Rhabditida, Oxyuridae.